AUGGUUAUCCUGCUGGUCCUCACACUGAAGGUUGUCCUCCUCUUAGCUGCUGUGUGGAGUGUGCGUACAGCAGAGUUGAUCACAGUGGAAGGAUAUGAGGGGGGCAAGGCAGAGAUCAGAUGCCCCUACAAAGAGGAGUGGAGGAGCCACCAGAAGUACCUCUGCAAAGGGGUUUGUACUGUUUUUAAUAAAGACAAAGUUAUUAAGACUGAGGCGGGGGAAAACAGUGCUUCAAAAGGGAGAUACUCGCUGAAGGACAACAGAGAGGAAAGUGUCUUCAUUGUGACCAUCACCAACCUGACGUUAAACGAUGCUGGGAGAUACUGGUGUGGAGUGGACAAAUGGGGACAAGAUAACUACAUUCAAGUCAACCUUGAAGUCUCUGAAGUAGCACCAACAAUCACCACCAAAACAGAACCUACUACAACUGCAUCAAACCCUGGUUCACCAACUCCAUCAUCCUUAGCCAUCUCACCACCAUCAUCCAUUUCAUCAACACACAAUGGAUCUGGAACAUCAGUGAUCAUCAUAGUAUCUAUGAGUCUGGUUACAUUGCUGCUUGUAGUCAGUCUGCUUAUAGUCUACAGAUGGAAAUGCAACAAGGAAACAGCUGUCUCCUCUGCACUGACGGUGAACACUGGGAUCAACAGAGAGGGUUGUGAUCGUGACUAUGAGGAAAUAAAUGACCAACCCCUACAGUCCAACAUCUACGCCAACUUACCCACAAGCCCCUCUGAAUCUCAACUAUGCCGGUGUCAACUUCCAUAA
Salvelinus namaycush (lake trout) is the source of this 768-nucleotide messenger RNA. RefSeq names its product CMRF35-like molecule 5. The record is from RefSeq and is a predicted model, not a curated record. The transcript has 6 exons. NCBI's taxonomy places the organism in Eukaryota, Metazoa, Chordata, Actinopteri, Salmoniformes, Salmonidae. Bases 1 to 768 code for a protein of 255 amino acids.